AUGGCGCCACAGGGGCGGGAACACCUGGCGGGGCGGGAACACCUGGCGCCACGGGAGCACCAGCAGGGGGCCCGAAGGCGGAGCCCACACCUGCGCCACACUCUCAGCCCCGAGAACCUGCGGACCUUGGCGGAGCGGGGCGGGACCGAGGUGCCGGGGGCGGGGCCGGUGGGUCUUCCCCGGGCCAACAGCGACACGGACCUGGUGAGUUCCCAGGGGCGCUCCUCGCUCACAGCCUCCACACUGGAGCACACUUUGGGGCGGGGCCAGAACCUGGUCAUCUCCUGGGACAUCAAAGAAGAGGUCGACGCCACUGACUGGAUAGGACUUUACCAUAUAGAUGAGACCUGUCCGUCAAACCUGUGGGACUGUAAGAACCGCGGUGUUAACGGGACCCAGCGAGGACAAAUCGUCUGGAGGCUGGAGGCGGGACCAUACUUCCUCGACUCUGAGACCAGGAUCUGUUUUAAAUAUUACCAUGGAGUGACUGGAGCUCUGAGGGCCACAACUCCAUGCAUCACAGUGAAAAAUCCUACCAUCUCGAGUGAUGGUCAAGCAGAGGGGCAGUCAUCUGCAGAAAACAGUAGGAAACUGGUCAGAUUCACUCUGUCAGACAUUCGAGCUGUGGGGCUGAAGAAAGGGAUGUUUUUUAAUCCUGAUCCGUAUCUGAAGAUGUCCAUUCAUCCAGGGAAAAGGGGCAGUUUCCCAGCCUGCCCCCACCACGGCCAAGAGAGACGAGCCUCUAUCAUCGCCAACACCACCAACCCUGUUUGGCAUGGAGAGAAACACACUUUUGUGGCUUUGGUAACAGACGUUCUAAUGAUUGAGGUCAAGGACAAGUUUGCCAAAAGCCGACCAAUCAUCAAACGUUUCCUGGGUCAGCUGAACAUCCCAGUGCAAAGACUUCUGGAGAGACAUGCAUCUGGAAACCAGUGUCUGAGCUUCUCUCUUUGUCGUCGCUUACCUACUGACAACGUGAGUGGACAGUUAUACCUAAAAGUGGACGUCACCUCCGCUAGUCAAGAAGAAGUUUUACCUGAGUCACUGCUGGCUGCUGCUGCCCUGAAUGGGGCCCCUGGCACCCCCUCAGACGACGAAGACCUGCCCCACCCGCUUCCCAUGACCUCCGGAGGUCUCUCCCCCACUGGCUCCCUGGGCUCCCACAGAAACGGGGAUGGGGGUGCUGGUGGGAGCAUCACUUCCCCGGAGACGGAGCAGUUUAUGGCUCCCCCUAGCCUGGAGGACGAAGCCCCCUCCUCCCCUGACCUCCUGCAGGGUUCCUUCAGUGAGCAGCUGGAUGAGAUUGAGGCUCCCAAAGGCCCCGGGGAAAGGCCCUUGGGUGCUGCUUCACCCAAACUACGCUCCAGCUUCCCCACCCACACCCGCCUCAGCGCCAUGCUCCACAUCGACUCCGACGAGGAUGAGGAGCGGUCUGCUGCCACCGAAACUCUCACGCCCACCUUCAACGGGGCAUCCAGGGGCCUCCCCGCACCUCCCCAAGAACCUGGGGAACGGCCAGAACCCGAAAGGGUAGAAGGAGGAGAGCCAGGGCCUUUAGAGGUUGCCCCCGAGUCUGAAGCGGAGGCGGUGAGUUCGGGAGCCGCUGUUGAGGAGCAGGAGGGGGAGGGGACACCCAGUUCGGUGGUCCCGGAGGUAGAGACGGCCAGCCUGCUGGAGAGGCAGGAGGACGGGGAGCGGGAGAGCAGGGGGGAGCAGAGGGAGGAGGAGGACAGUCACGCACCCAGUGAGGAGCUGGCCACAGAGGUGGAUAUCUCCUCCAUGGCCUCCGACAGCAGUGUGGUCCCUGUUUCUGCCACGCAGGAGGCAGAGCAGGGGGCAGGAACGGCCAUAGACCCGGGGGGAGGAGACGUAUCCGAUGCCCCGCCCACAUCAGAUGACCUAGGUCAAAGUGAAGGUGAGGCUCCACCCACUGAAGACCUCGACGUGGAGGCAACGCCACCCCCUGAGCCAUCAGCCCCUGAGGUGGAGGCAGAGGAGGAGCCAGAGGAGCCGGAGGAGGACACAAUGUCGAGGAGGUGGAGCUUAGAGGCCACAGCAGGCGUGUCACAGGAGGAAGAAGAAGAGGAGGAUCUAUUGCCAUCUUUGGAGGGCGGGUCUGGAGAUUCUGAGACAUUCAUCACAGAGACAGACACAGAAGCAGGUCCAGCCCAGGUGAAUGGCCACCAGCAGGUUCGUUCCCUCCCCUCUGUAAGACAGGACAUCCACCGCUACCAACGCGUGGAGGAGCCGUUACCUCCUAACUGGGAGGCCCGUAUCGACAGUCACGGCCGUAUUUUCUUUGUGGACCACGUGAACCGGACCACCACGUGGCAGAGGCCCACUGGACCCCCUGCUCCACAGGGCCUGGCCCGCUCCAGCUCCAUCCAACAGAUGGAGCAGCUCAACCGCAGGUACCAGAGCAUCCGUCGGACGAUGACCAACGAGCGCUCUGACGAUCAGGCUGUAGAUCUCUUUCCUCCUGAUGACGCCGACCUGUUACCCCAGUCCAUCUCCGAGUAUCGGAGGGAUGGGUCACUGGGUCAGUCCAGUCCUCGGUCUCGCCUGGCUCUGCUGCUCCAGUCUCCCGGCGCCAGGUUCCUGUCCAGUCCCGACUUUUUCACCGUGCUGCAUUCUAACCCCAGUGCCUACCGCAUGUUUACGAGCAACACGUGUCUGAAACACAUGAUCAGUAAGGUGCGCCGGGAUGCCCAGCACUUUGAGCGCUACCAGCACAACCGCGACCUGGUGACCUUCCUCAACCUGUUCGCCAACAAGCACCUGGAACUACCCCGCGGCUGGGAGAUGAAACAUGACCACACGGGCAAGCCGUUCUUCGUGGAUCACAACAGUCGUGCGACCACCUUCAUCGACCCGCGUCUGCCGCUGCAGAGUUCGCGUUCCAGCAGCGUCCUCGCCCACCGUCAGCACCUGAGUCGCCAGCGCAGCCACAGUGCCGGAGAGGUGGGUGAUGAUUCCCGUUCCCCAAGCCCUUCGGCAUUACCCCGACCUUCCAGCACAUUCAGCGGGUCCAGUCGCAGUCAGUACCAAGACCUUGUGCCCGUGGCAUAUAAUGAGAAGAUAGUGGCAUUCCUCAGACAACCCAACAUCUUUGAGAUUCUGCAGGAGAGACAGCCGGAGCUCGUGAGAAACCACUCCCUCAAAGAGAAAGUACAGCUCAUCCGUAACGAAGGCGCAGCCGGGUUAGCUCGACUCUCCAGCGAUGCAGAUUUGGUCAUGCUGCUUAGUCUGUUUGAAGAGGAAGUGAUGUCAUACGUGCCGGCCCAUGCCUUACUGCACCCCAGCUACAGUCAGGCCUCCCCACAGAGUUCCCCUGGUACUGCUCGAGCCAACGCCCGAGCUCCCGCCCCCUACAAACGUGACUUUGAAGCCAAACUGAGGAACUUCUACCGCAAGCUGGAGACCAAGGGCUACGGUCAGGGACCAGGCAAAGUGAAACUGAUCAUUCGCAGAGACCACCUUCUGGAAGACGCCUUCAACCAGAUCAUGUGUUACUCCCGUAAAGACCUGCAGAGAAGCAAGCUGUAUGUCAGCUUCGUGGGUGAGGAAGGGUUGGACUACAGCGGUCCGUCCAGAGAGUUCUUCUUCCUGGUGUCGCGGGAGCUCUUUAACCCCUACUAUGGCCUGUUUGAAUACUCAGCUAACGACACGUACACUGUGCAGAUCAGCCCAAUGUCGGCCUUUGUGGACAACCAUCACGAAUGGUUUCGCUUCAGUGGCCGUAUCCUUGGCCUGGCCCUCAUUCACCAGUACCUACUGGAUGCCUUCUUCACUCGACCAUUUUACAAAGGCCUACUCCGCAUUCCAUGUGACCUGAGUGACCUGGAGUUUCUCGAUGAGGAGUUCCACCAGAGUCUUCAGUGGAUGAAGGACAAUGAUAUCGAAGACAUGUUGGACCUCACAUUCACUGUCAAUGAGGAGGUUUUUGGCCAGAUUACAGAGCGGGAGCUGAAGCCGGGGGGUGCUGGUAUCCCAGUGUCGGAGAAGAAUAAGAAGGAGUACAUCGAACGCAUGGUGAAAUGGCGCAUCGAGAGAGGUGUGGCCCAGCAAACCGAGAGUCUGGUCCGCGGUUUCUAUGAGGUUGUGGACGUGAGGCUGGUGUCUGUGUUUGACGCUCGUGAAUUGGAGCUGGUCAUUGCCGGCACUGCAGAGAUUGACUUGGGAGACUGGAGGAACAAUACUGAGUACAGAGGAGGUUACCAUGACAACCACAUCGUGAUCCGAUGGUUCUGGGCCGCUGUGGAGCGUUUUAAUAAUGAGCAGAGACUUAGACUUCUUCAGUUUGUUACAGGCACCUCCAGUAUUCCCUAUGAGGGCUUUGCCUCUCUCAGAGGCAGCAAUGGCCCACGGCGCUUCUGUGUGGAGAAAUGGGGCAAAAUCAGCUCCCUCCCAAGGGCUCACACCUGCUUUAAUCGUCUGGAUCUGCCUCCUUACCCCUCUUUCUCCAUGCUGUAUGAGAAGAUGCUGACUGCAGUGGAGGAGACCAGCACUUUUGGCUUGGAGUGA
Messenger RNA from Chanos chanos (milkfish), 4524 nucleotides. RefSeq names its product HECT, C2 and WW domain containing E3 ubiquitin protein ligase 2a (gene hecw2a). The record is from RefSeq and is a predicted model, not a curated record. The transcript has 29 exons. NCBI's taxonomy places the organism in Eukaryota, Metazoa, Chordata, Actinopteri, Gonorynchiformes, Chanidae. Gene Ontology annotation, cellular component: cytoplasm. Bases 1 to 4524 code for a protein of 1507 amino acids. Gene Ontology annotation, biological process: ubiquitin-dependent protein catabolic process; regulation of dendrite morphogenesis; protein ubiquitination. Gene Ontology annotation, molecular function: ubiquitin protein ligase activity; protein binding.